This is a messenger RNA of Benincasa hispida (wax gourd), 4524 nucleotides long. RefSeq names its product helicase-like transcription factor CHR28. The record is from RefSeq and is a predicted model, not a curated record. Lineage: Eukaryota; Viridiplantae; Streptophyta; Magnoliopsida; Cucurbitales; Cucurbitaceae. Gene Ontology annotation, cellular component: nucleus. Gene Ontology annotation, biological process: DNA repair. Gene Ontology annotation, molecular function: ATP-dependent activity, acting on DNA; ATP binding; metal ion binding.
CGCAUAAAUUCACAAACCCUAUUUAAAAUUACGGAAUCCGUGGUCUUCACGAUUCGAUCCCCGACUUUGUCUUCUCCUUCUCCUCCUCCGCUUCUUCGUCUUCUCUAUCCGCGGAAUUGGGGAGGAAAACUCCCACCUUCGCCGGAAGUUUCUCUGAAUUUUACUUCCCUUCUAGUAAAUGAAUCUUUCUGCUUCUUUAGUUCCUGGUGAUUUUGGUUGACUUAAUGAACCCGGUAUUCUGUCAAUCGCCGGGGAGGUUUUAGGAUUUUAAAACGCUUCUAAUCGGUUUUUUCUUCUGUCGCUGGAAACCAACGCUUUCUCGUCGCCGGUGUUUUUUUGUUUUUUUGUUUUUUCUUUAUGAUCAUGUUGAUGGCGGAUGAAGCUUCUAAUUUUCCCCUCCAGUUUGCUGAUGAUGAUUUUGAUGAAGACAUGUCCAUGGAGUAUGAAAAGUUUUUACAUCUACUGAGCGAGGAUCUAGAUCCUUUGCAGAAUAAUCCAGAGGACUUGUCACCAAAUAAUGCAUCGACUGGCCAACCAGCUUUUGAUUCUUCCAACCAAGAAAAUUUCCAACUGCAGAACGAUACAUCUCAUGGUUUCAUGGAUGUAACAUUGAAAAAUCAUGAUAGUUUGGAUGGAAAGGGCACAGAAACCUUGAGAUCCUCAGAAAAUAAUUCAUGUGCGUCAGUGGAGUUGCCUUCCUUUGAUGCAGAGCAUUCUUCAAAAGAAGUGUUUCCUACUGAGUCCACAGUAAACCGAAGUUUUGAUUUUGUGACUGAUGUUACUGACUCUUAUUCAACUAUGCCAUACUGGAUGAGUACUGUGGAGCAACCUUUUUUAGUUUCUUCUCAGUACCUUUUCCCAGAAGAUUAUGAUUCUCCACUUGCUUCUGGAAAUGGGGACAUGACAAUCAACAUGAUGCAUGGAGGAGAGUUUCCAUCCAAUAGCCUGUGCUCAAGUACUACGAUGAAUUUGUAUGCACAGGGGGCUACUGAUCACAAAUCAGUAUCGAGAGAGUCAGUCUCAAAGGAUGUAAUUCUUGAUGGGUAUUCAAAUGUAAAGGGAUGGAAUCAGAAUUGUGAAAAUGGAAACUUUAUUUCAUCAUUUGAUGGGAACUAUCCAUUUCAUGCCGAUGAACUUCAUAUUGGUCAGGCAUCCAUGGGGCUUCCAAUGUCUACCGAGCUGAAUUUAUCUUGCAAGGAGCUUGUUAGUCAAGUGAAGAAUGAAACGAUAGAUUCGCUGGUUGAAUCUUGUAGUGGCCCAUGGCAAUCUAUGAUGGAGGAAAACAUGUUUUUUCCAUCCCAAAAAGUUUUUCAUUCUGAAGAUAUGGUUUGUGGAACAUCCAGCAGACCCUCUAAUGAUGGCAGGUACCAGAAUUUAUAUAUAUCUGACCAAUACUCUCCUAAUGGCCAUUCCUCUAAUUUAAGCAAUCAGCCUUUGGUUUUCAUCAAGGACGAUAGAGAUCAUAAAUUGACUCUGUGCAAGAGUGAUAUAAAUCAUCCACAAGUCAGCCCUGAAUCAACUCACAGUAAUUUGUCAGACAAGGCCCAUGUGGAGGAUGAUCCAGAUAUCUGUAUAAUUGAAGAUAUGAGUCAUCCCGCACCGUCAAACCGAUCUUUUGUGGUUGGAAAAUCUGUUGCUUCUCAAAGUUGUUCUAUAGUCAGUGGAUCUUCCACUUAUAUGGGAUUAGGAAGCAUGAGACACAAGGCAAAAGACAUAGACAUUUUAAAAGUUGCGUUACAGGAUCUUUCUCAGCCAAAGUCAGAAACUACUCCGCCUGAUGGUGCUUUAGAUGUUCCUCUUUUAAGGCAUCAGAGAAUUGCUUUGUCAUGGAUGGUUCAAAAGGAGACAUCUAGUGUACCUUGCGCAGGGGGGAUUCUUGCGGAUGAUCAGGGAUUGGGGAAAACAAUAUCAACAAUUGCUCUAAUACUAAAGGAAAGGGCUCCUAUUAGAGCUUGUCCUAAUGUUAGACAUGAUGAGUUGGAGACUUUAAAUUUGGAUGAAGAUGAUGAUAUACUUCCUGAGCAUGAUGGACCCAAACAAGAAUCCUCUCAUCAAGUUUCACCAAGCGAAAAUUUAACUACAAGCAAGAACACUUCAGUACAAGCUAAAGGCAGGCCAGCAGCUGGAACUCUUGUUGUUUGCCCAACAAGUGUAUUGAGGCAAUGGGCUGAUGAAUUACAUAAUAAGGUUUCUAGUAAAGCUAAUUUGUCAGUGCUUGUAUACCAUGGAAGUAGUCGAACUAAGGACCCUUGCGAGCUGGCCAAAUAUGAUGUUGUUUUAACAACGUACUCAAUUGUGAGCAUGGAGGUACCAAAGCAGUCUGCUGUUGAUGAAGAAGAUGAUGAGAAACUCAAUACAGAGGAACAAGCUAUUCUACAUUUGCAUUUUUCUUCAGGCAAGAAAAGAAAAAACCUCUCUGGUUCUGAUAAGAAACAUUCAAAGAACAAGAAGGGAGUGGACAAUGAAGUUUUUGAACCAGUUGCCCGCCCUCUUGCUAAAGUGAGGUGGUUCCGGGUUGUAUUGGAUGAGGCCCAGAGUAUCAAGAAUCACAAGACACAGGUAGCUAGGGCCUGUUGGGGUCUGCGGGCAAAACGUAGAUGGUGCUUGUCAGGAACUCCUAUUCAAAAUGCCAUUGAUGAUCUUUAUAGCUAUUUUAGGUUUCUCAAAUAUGAUCCCUAUGCUGCAUAUAAGUCGUUCUGUUCGGCAAUUAAGUUUCCAAUCAACAAGAAUCCAACCAAAGGAUACAAAAAACUUCAAGCCAUUUUAAGGACAAUAAUGUUACGUCGCACAAAAGCCACACUUCUUGACGGGCAACCCAUUGUUACAUUGCCACCUAAACAUGUGGAACUGAAAAAGGUGGAUUUUACUGAUGAAGAGCGUGAUUUCUACUCGAAAUUGGAGGCUGAUUCAAGGGCUCAGUACGAAGAAUAUGCAGCAGCUGGAACUGUUAAACAAAAUUAUGUGAACAUCUUACUGAUGCUUUUGCGCCUUCGACAAGCUUGUGAUCACCCUCUUCUUGUUAAGCCUUAUGACUCUAAAUCUUUAUGGAGAUCUUCGGUUGAUGUGGUCAAGAAGCUUCCUCGGGAUAAACAGAUUUUCUUAUUAAAUUGUUUGGAAGCAUCAUUGGCUAUCUGUGGCAUCUGUAAUGAUCCACCUGAAGAUGGGGUUGUCUCAGAAUGUGGUCAUGUUUUCUGCAAGCAAUGCAUUUUGGAACACCUCUCUAGUGAUGACAGCCAGUGCCCUACAGCAGGAUGCAAAGUUCGUCUUAAUGCAUCUUUAUUGUUUUCCAAGUCCUCAUUAUGCAGUUCUCAGUCUGACGAGCCCGGUGAAGAUAAUUCUGUGGUUAGCUCUUGUUCCACCGUUGGUGACUCAGUGGAACCCUCUUCAUCAGUUAUGUAUGAGUCUUCUAAAAUUAAAGCUGCUCUUGAGGUUCUGAUGUCAUUGGCUAAACCAAAGGAAUACUCUUCAAGAAACAGCCCUCCCCAACUUGCUGUUGUAGGAGCCAGCGAUAAAUCAAUCGAUGCUUCAUCCACAGAACUGCGUCUGGAAAGUCCCGAGUGUCAAGAUUCUGGAAACAAAAGCUCUAGCGAAUUAGUUAAAACAGGUGGAGAAAAAGCUAUAGUCUUUUCUCAAUGGACGGGAAUGUUAGAUUUGCUUGAAGCAUGCCUAAAAAACUCCUCCAUUCAGUACAGGAGACUUGAUGGCACCAUGUCAGUACUUGCCAGAGAUAAAGCAGUAAAGGAUUUUAACAAUCUUCCGGAGGUGUCAGUUAUGAUCAUGUCUUUGAAAGCUGCUAGCCUUGGCCUAAACAUGAUUGUUGCCUGCCACGUUCUUCUGUUGGACCUCUGGUGGAAUCCUACAACUGAAGAUCAAGCAAUUGAUAGAGCACAUCGAAUCGGGCAAACCCGUCCUGUGACGGUGUUGAGAUUAACUGUAAAAGACACAGUUGAGGAUCGUAUUUUAGCCCUUCAGCAAAAGAAAAGAGAGAUGGUUUCAUCUGCAUUUGGAGAAGAUGAAACAGGCGGUCGACAAACUCGUCUCACAGUUGAAGACCUGAACUACCUUUUUAUGAUGUGAUGAUAGAUAUGACCACAAUUAUUCUUUUGAAUUGGCUGAUUUAGGUUAACAUCAUAUGCACAUAUCAUAUCAAAGAUUUAGGUGGUGAAGGCUGGCUGCAUUGGCUCUAAUUUUAGAAAGCAAGUUGUCCUGACCAUAUUUAGGUUAGAUGGCCAACUUUUGAUGUUACUUUGACCAGAAGAUUCGACGAUCCAGCUCCUUUUACCAGAAGAAGAUUUGUGAAUAGGAAUUAUAGAAAUCUUUGAAUCCAUUUUUGCCCACCCAUUCUUUCCUCACUCACAAUUUGUUCCCAUUGUGACCUUCUCUUUACAUCCCAUUCCCUUAGUAUAUCCCACAGGUUGUAAAGAUUAGAAAUUUUUAUAGAAAGGACAGAAAGUUAAAUCUGUUGAAGACUCUUUUCUUUUCCAAAUGUAAAGAUAUAGAUAGUGUUAUUUGCUAUUGCUUGUC